CGCCGUCGCCGUCCUGGUCCCUGCCCUUCACAUCCGUCCACAUCCUAGCAGGCUCGACUCCCAAGCGCAGCGCAGCGAUGGCCCUUCUCAAGUCCAACAAGGUUCUCUACUGUCUCGGGAACAUUUCCCCAUCCCUGGGGGUCCUGUCCUCCCGCCACAGCUCGUGGUGGGGUGGAGUGCAGAUGGGUCCCCCCGAUCCCAUCCUGGGGGUGACCGAGGCCUUCAAGAAAGACACCAACCCCAAGAAAAUGAACCUGGGAGUGGGAGCCUACAGGGAUGACCAGGGCAAGCCCUUUGUGCUCAGCUGUGUCCGCAAGGCAGAAGCUUUGAUUGCAGCCAAGCAGGUGGAUAAGGAGUACCUUCCCAUCGGUGGUCUGGGGGAGUUUAACAAGGCGUGUGCCCAACUGGCUUUUGGUGCUGAUAAUGAGGUCUUGAAGAGUGGCAGGAACAUCACUGUCCAAACCAUCUCAGGAACUGGAUCUCUGCGCAUUGGAGCUAACUUUUUGUCUCGUUUCCAUGGAGGUCCACGUGACGUGUACUUGCCCAAGCCCUCCUGGGGAAACCACACACCAAUCUUCAGAGACGCUGGCAUGCAGCUCAAAUCCUACCGAUACUACGACCCGUCUACCUGUGGCUUUGACUUCAAAGGAGCUCUUGAUGACAUCUCAAAAAUCCCGGAGAAGAGUGUGAUCUUGUUGCACGCUUGUGCACACAACCCCACUGGUGUGGACCCGAGGCCUGAGCAGUGGAAGGAGAUUGCUGAGAUUGUGAAGCAAAGGCAACUGCUCGUGUUCUUCGACAUGGCCUACCAGGGCUUCGCCAGUGGAGACAUUGACCGUGAUGCCUGGGCUGUGCGCUACUUCCUUGAACAGGGCCACAACAUCCUGUUGUCUCAGUCCUUCGCCAAGAACAUGGGACUUUAUGGUGAGCGUGUUGGAGGCUUCACUGUGGUGUGUAAUGAUGCAGAGGAGGCAAAGAGAGUCGAGUCUCAGCUUAAAAUCCUCAUCAGGCCCAUUUACUCCAACCCACCGAUGAAUGGUGCUAGAAUUGCAGCAACCAUUCUCAACACACCAGAACUGCACUCAGUGUGGCUGGAGGAGGUCCAUGGAAUGGCUAACCGCAUCAUUAAGAUGAGAGAACAGCUGGUGGCUGGCCUGAAGAAGGAGGGUUCCUCUCACAACUGGAAUCACGUCAUUGACCAGAUCGGGAUGUUCUGCUUCACGGGCCUCAAACCCGAGCAGGUUGAGCGCUUGUCAAAGGAGUUUUCCGUGUACAUGACUAAAGAUGGCAGAAUUUCCAUGGCUGGUGUGACCUCUGGAAAUGUGGCCUACCUGGCGGAGGGGAUCCACGCGGUUACCAAGUAGAUUGGAUCCUGCUGGAAAAGCUACAAAAAUCAAAGCAGCAGUGUUUAAUGAGCAACUUCGUGUGUCACUUGUUCUCUGUCUGCUCCAUUCCACCUUAAGAAAAGAGCUCAGUAUUUACUUAGACUUUUUCUUGAUUGGAUUACAUCAUGAGUUCAACUUUGUCCCAAUUCAAGCAGUUGCUGCUGCUUUUUUUCCUUUCUUUUUUUUUAACAUUUCAUUGAACAGUCUCCCCUGCCAAAUUUUAAAAAACGUGAAUUCUCCCUCUGAUUGAGCUGAUGUCUCAUCUUUGCAAAUUUAUCAUGUGGAAUCAAAUAGUUGGCUGUGCAUUAGUGUAAAUGUUCAUUGUUUAUCUUCUGUGAGCACAACACUCUUUAAAACAUCAAGAGACUAAUGUUAGGCUGUGCAUUAGUUUUACAUGCAAGGUGAGAUCUCCCUUACAUUGUGGAAGCCCCUAGAAAAUGUGAGUUCUUUUCUUUGUUAAUUCUAACGGUUAAGUUGUAGCACUUUAUCAACAGUAAAGCACUGUUUGAGUUUCAAGAUUAGCCUCUGUUUUUAUCAUUAGACUUAACUGUGUUAACAGGCAUUUGUCAAUCAGGUAAUCAAGUCACUGUCAGGCUAAUCUGUGGUCGUUCAUCUGAACUAAUCAAUCAUCUGGAAAUGUAGUUUCCUGGUUAUCUUCCUGUAAGGAAUCAGCCUCCAUUGUUAUCAAUAGUUUUUUCAAUGGAUUCAUUACUUUUCCACUACAUGUGCAGGGCAGCAGUCUCAGUCGGUCCCCUCAACCACCAACCAAACUAGUCCACAGGCCACAGGAGUUAAACUCAGUACAGAGAAGUGAUCAGUAAAUGUUGAACGACUUCCACCAUUAAAGACUUUUCUUUAUUCCAGCAAAUCAAAUGCCCCAUUUUCUUCAUCAACAUAUAUGCACUCCCAGCUCAUUCACACACACGUGUGUGAGUGAUACUGGAUCAACGGUCAUGUACCUUAUUGAACAAACAAUAAAUUAUUAUAGAGUUCU
Scophthalmus maximus (turbot) is the source of this 2379-nucleotide messenger RNA. Its product is annotated as aspartate aminotransferase, mitochondrial. Bases 78 to 1364 code for a protein of 428 amino acids. Lineage: Eukaryota; Metazoa; Chordata; Actinopteri; Pleuronectiformes; Scophthalmidae. Gene Ontology annotation, molecular function: L-aspartate:2-oxoglutarate transaminase activity; pyridoxal phosphate binding. The transcript is spliced from 10 exons. The record is from RefSeq and is a predicted model, not a curated record. Gene Ontology annotation, biological process: biosynthetic process; L-aspartate catabolic process. Gene Ontology annotation, cellular component: mitochondrion.